AUGGCGGGAGCAGUCUCAGCAAUCUUCCUCCUCGACAUGAAGGGCCGCGUCCUAGUGUGGCGGGACUACAGGGGGGACGUUACCGCGGUGCAGGCGGAGCGGUUCUUCACCAAGCUGAUAGAAAAGGAGGUCAGCGAGGGGCUCCUGUACAUUCUCUCUGCUCACACCAACUCAGAGAAGAAACAGACCUAAUCUUGUUUGGCAUUCAUUCCGUCAUAAGCGGACUAUAGCUUUGAGCUUGUUCGUUUCCUCUGGAAUUGAGUUUGCAAUACUCUGCUGGACUGAUACGCCCUAAUAUUAGGUCGAACAAGUUUACUUCAGUCUUUUGCGGCACUCUCGUCUGCCUUGUCGUCUAUCGUCGGUUGCAUUUGAAUAUAAUUAGCUGGAACUUGUCAUGUUGACGCGUUUCUAUGUAGAAAACGCCAUCUGUCGCAUUCUAUGGUUGAUAAAAAUCCUAAAGAACUAUCUCACUCUUCAUUUAAUUUGGUGCAGGGCGAUCAAGAGUCUCAUGAUCCUGUCAUUUAUGAUAAUGGUGUCACCUACAUGUUCAUUCAACACAAUAAUUUGUUCCUGAUGACAGCAUCCCGACAGAAUUGCAAUUCUGCCAGUAUAAUUCUCUUUCUACAUCGUGUUGUGGAUGUGAGUUCUCCUUGAUGUUGGAAGAGACAUUUGAUUAUUGCAACUGUUUUCGUAUUCAAAGACACCGAGCGAGUGAGUAAAUUCCAUACGCCCUAUGUUAUCUAUUCCACUACAUUUAGGAUGUGGCUGCUUGUGCAGGUAUUUAAGCAUUAUUUCGAGGAGUUGGAGGAAGAAUCUCUUAGAGAUAACUUUGUAGUUGUGGUAAGUAACAUAAUAUGGGUAUCAUCUUUUUUCUUCUUCCAAUAUGUUUAUUAUUGUAGGCAUGGAACUUGUAAUUUGGUGAUCUAAUCAUGAUUUUUUUCCUAUUCCAAAACAGUAUGAGCUACUUGAUGAAAUCAUGGACUUUGGCUAUCCUCAGUUCACUGAAGCAAAAAUUCUUAGUGAGUUCAUCAAAACUGAUGCGCACAGAAUGGAAGUUACUCAAAAACCACCAAUGGCAGUAACAAAUGCUGUUUCAUGGCGAAGUGAAGGCGUCUGCUACAAGAAGAAUGAAGUGAGCUUUUCUUUCAAAUAUCUUUCGAUAUUUUCUACAGAGCUAUCCUAUGAAGGAAAGCAUUUUUUCAAAUAUGCUUUUCUUUCAGGUUUUCUUGGACGUGGUUGAGAGUGUAAAUAUGCUUGUCAACAGAAAUGGCCAGAUCGUACGAUCUGAUGUUGUUGGUGCACUGAAAAUGAGAACAUACUUGAGGUAUGGUAACACUUAAUUAUAUCAUUUUUUUAGUUUUUACCCUUGCACAGAGUGGGCGAUAAGAAAUGUUUUGACAUUACUUAUCGCCUAUUUUGGUGUAGUUGAACAUGCUUUGCAAAUAAAAAAUAAUCAUAUGCUUCUCAUAGAAACAAAUGUGGAUAAAUGAACUUUGUAGUAAACUAAGCAAUCAAGAUUAUCUUAAAAAGUGAGCUAUCCCAAAUAACUAGCUUAUAUAGGUUUUGUAAUUGAGGUAGAAGAAGAUACGUAUGGAAGUGUGAUAAUUGUGUACAAUGAGAACGUCUUUUAUGAAUAAUCAUAUAGCCCUGCAUCCAUUUGAAAAUAUUUUGGUGAUAAUCUUUCACAAAUCUUCAGGAUCUGGUUUACGGGAAAAAGCAAAAGACAUACAGCGUUAACAUACCUUAUGAACAAGUUUUUUUCCUUAAAUUCUCUGAUAACAGCCAUGAUAGAGUCUUUUGGACCUUUAAUCACAUAAAUGUUGAUGUAAUCGUUUAUGGUGCUGAAACUUGUCUAUAGGAAAGCCCAUGGCAAGGUCAGUUGUCACUAUAUUCGAAUAAAAAUGCAUACAGUGAGUUUCAAUCAGAAAUGGGCUGGUUAGGCCUUUAACUGCAUUUUGACAGCCUGAUUUUUUGUUCUUAUACAAUUAGUUCUUGGUGUACCCAGAGACAAAUAAAAUCCAGGAAUAUCUGUAAUUUUUUCUUUAUUUUUUUUUCUGUAUAGCUUUACAUGUUCUGUCAGAUGCAGAUUAGUUUGGUACGUACAGUUUUCACCGAAGUUUAUGUUUCUUCUUAAAUAUACCGAAGAUUAAACUCCGUGACAACUGCAGAUUCAAUCAAGAGUUGACAAGUGGACCCCAUUUUGGGGAAAAUUUUGGCGUUUGGUAAUCCCACAGAUACGAUCAUAUUUUCACAGUAUCGGCCCAGUGCUGAUUUGCGAAAUGUUGGGGAGGGAGACUGAAGUUUCCAGUUAUCAAACACAACGAUAUUGAACGGGGGCUUUUCUGGUCUUCGUUUUCUUCGGGGGAUGUGGUGUGGGGCGGGGGGUUGGUCGGUGGAAAUGAUUCCCCAGUCUUUCUGUGUUAUAAUAGCAGCAAAACUUGAAUGUCAGGGGCCUCGACGUACCAGAAACUGUUGGGCAUUUUCAACUCCUUUCUUCUCUUCAUGUUUUCAGAGUUUUUAAUCAAGUACGAAUGGUGGAGUUCAUGUGAACCCGGAAAUGAUUUUGAAGAGGGGGGUCUAUAAGUUAGUAAAAUGGUAGAAAUUAAUCGAAAAUUUUGAUUUGGUGACAACUAUCUCAAGAAUCAUUUGCUGGCAGUAUUUACGAAAGGCAGGGAAACACCUAUCUAGUCCAAAAGGGAGAGCCAAUAUCCCUAGGAAUUGAAAGACGGGCAUUUAUUGGAAGUUGUCUGGUCUCCACUGAAUUGGAUGAUUCUCAUUGUGAUUGCAUAUUUUUUGGUGCUAGCAGACGAAGGGCAAAGAACAGGACUGUGCAACUGCCAGUAGAUGUUGGAAGCAGAAAAAGGAAAGGACAAAAGAAAGAACUCUGCCCUUAAUUUCCAUCUCCUUCCCCUACUAGCUAGCUGGAAUGGGCCGACCACUGCUAGCCCUUGCUAUGGUCGUCCACUUGCCCCCCUUCCCUGAAAAUCGGAUCUUUUUAUUGGUUGGAGGGCUGGGGUGGUUAUAUGAAGGUGUGAAGUUAUUUAAUAGUCAAAAUAAGCUAAAAUAUUUAUGUAUACUUGUUUAUAGAAAAUAAUAUAUUUUUAUUUUUAUUCUGUUACCCAAAUCGAGCUGUUCUUGGACUGGCCGAUACGAGAGAUUGGAUCUGGAUUGGCACUGACUUGUCUGCCCCCCCUUAUCUCAUUCGGAAUUUCUCAGUUGGCACUUGUGGAUGUAGCAGGUGACAUGGUACCAAUGGUCAGCUGAUCCAAUUCUGAUCUAGAUUAGAUUUCCUUGGUCAGUGCCUGUGGGUGUUUUAGAUAGCGUGGCAUAAUUUUCAGGCAGGCAUCAACAAUAAACAUAUUGGAGAGGGGGAUUUCUCCAUAGUGACAAUCUGGCCAUAAAGCAGUGGCUCGCGUGGAGAUGUCAUUGAGCCAUAUUCAUCACCUUUUUCUACUGCUCUCUGCUCGAAGCUGCAGUUCCGUUUUUAGCUUAUUUUCCCUCCAGAAGUUGGUUCCUUCUUACAGCCUGUUAUUCCCUGCGAAGGGUCGAAUGUUUCUAAAGUAGGAAAUACUCAACAUUUGCAGUGGCAUGCCAGAGUGCAAGCUGGGCUUGAACGACAGACUGUUCUUGGAGUCUCAGGGUCAAUCAACAAAGGGUAAAGCCAUCGAUCUGGACGACAUCAAGUUCCACCAGUAAGAAUCAAAGACCCGUCCUUCCCUUCCUUUUUCGGAUCUCUCUCGAGACUAGGCUGUGCCCUCCUCAUGUUAUCAUUAGCUCACCUCUGUCCCCAGGUGCGUGCGUCUGGCCCGUUUUGAGAACGACAGGACGAUAUCCUUCAUACCUCCAGAUGGGUCCUUCGACCUAAUGACCUACAGGCUCAGCACCCAGGUCAGCCCUCUUUCCUCGGCCCCAGGUCAACCCUCUCUCUUCAUGGCGGGUCCUGACAGAUCCCUUGCUCCACAGGUGAAGCCUCUAAUCUGGGUGGAGGCCCAGAUAGAGAAGCACUCCAGAAGCCGGAUAGAGUUCAUGGUGAAGGCCAGGAGCCAGUUCAAGGAACGCAGGUACUCCACAGCCCAGCUUCUUUAAAACUUAAUCUUCAGGCACUCUUUGCCCAUUAAAGGGGAGGGGGGAGUCCCAAUGCAGCACCGCCACCAACGUGGAAAUCGAGUUGCCGGUUCCUGCGGACGCCACCAACCCUAAUAUCCGCAGAUCCAUGGGCUCAGCCGCCUACGCCCCGGAGAAGGACGCCCUCGUCUGGAAAAUCAAGUCCUUCCCGGGUGGCAAGGUGAGAUAACCUAAGUUACCCAAUAUUCAUCUCUCUACAUGUUAUGAAUCCCCCCCGCCCUACUUUCUCUCUACAGGAGUAUAUGAUGAGGGCCGAAUUCAGCCUUCCCAGUAUAACUGCGGAGGAGGCGGCCCCGGAGAACAAGGCCCCUAUCCGGGUGAAGUUUGAGAUCCCUUACUUUACGGUGUCUGGAAUACAGGUAAUAACCCCGGCUGAGACUUUUCACAGGUAAAGAAACUCACCCUGAUGCGUUAUAUGGUUGUUGAUUUUGGUAGGUUCGGUACCUUAAAAUCAUAGAGAAGAGCGGCUACCAGGCUCUCCCCUGGGUGAGGUACAUAACCAUGGCGGGCGAGUAUGAAUUGAGGCUCAUCUGA
Spirodela intermedia is the source of this 4659-nucleotide messenger RNA. NCBI's taxonomy places the organism in Eukaryota, Viridiplantae, Streptophyta, Magnoliopsida, Alismatales, Araceae. The record is from the annotation of a GenBank genome assembly.